AUGAAUGGGCAUGGAGGGGAAGAACAAACUGCUUUUGAGAUAGGGUUCGUAGUUCCAAAGAAAGCUGUGGAACAAGAGGAUGAGAAAUAUGAUUGUGUGGAGGUUCUGGUCGAUGAGUUCAGGAAGGCGGGACUAAUAGUUGAUAGAGUUGUUGGCCUGAAUGAUGAAUUUAUCAAGUUGGCAGCGCCUUUGGAGACUUUGGGGAAAGCUGCGGCUGAGUUGCAAUUGAAAAAAAGAACCCACAUUGGAGUGGAUUUACAGUUUGAGUGGGAUGGGGCUGAAGCCUUUGUCAGGCAACCUGAUGGUUCAUUGUUUAGUUGGUGUGAGCGUUUCCACAGCUACCAGCACAUAAUAAACGGGAUUGUGAAUAAGAGCAAGUUCGUUGUAACAUUAAAGUCUAAUAGCAAAGAGGUCCGCUGGGAGCCAAAAGAACCUCUACUUCGGAAAUUGCAAUCCGAUGGCAUUGUUAAAGAAGUCUUUCCUUUACACGAUGAAACAAAGAGGAAGCAGCUUCUAAGAAGUUGGGCUCUGAAAUGGAGGGACUUCACAAAUCAGCCUAUUGAUGAGAUCUGUUCAUAUUUUGGGAUGAAGAUAGCAACUUAUUUUGAUUUCCUUGGGAUGUACACCCGAUGGAUGUUAUUUCCAGCUGCAUUUGGGCUUACCUUGCAGUUGGUUGAUUUCAGAUCAAUGCAGUUUUUGGUUCUUCCUGUUUUCUUUAUAAGCGUUAUAUCAUGGGCUGUAUUAUUUCUCCAAUUCUGGAAGCGUCAAAACUCUGUUCUUUUAGCCAGGUGGCAGAUUAAUUAUCCAGUUGAAACAGAACCUGGAUAUAAAUUUUUGGAAAUGGAGUGGAGAUCCUUCCAGUCCCCUGUGGAACUCAUGAGGAGAUGGGGGAUGGAGAAAUCAAAAGAGAAAGAGGUUUUCCAAAGAGAAGAAUGGUUUGGACAUCUGAUGAGAUUCAGAAAUGAUGCCAUCGUGAUUCUGAGUAUCAUAUGUCUCCAGCUGCCAUUUGAACUGGCUUAUGCUCAUCUGUAUGAGGCUAUUAGAUCUGGUUUUAUGAAGUAA
Molecule: messenger RNA, 1062 nt
Organism: Ilex paraguariensis (yerba mate)
Lineage: Eukaryota; Viridiplantae; Streptophyta; Magnoliopsida; Aquifoliales; Aquifoliaceae
Source: the annotation of a GenBank genome assembly